Messenger RNA from Malania oleifera, 2816 nucleotides. RefSeq lists its product as uncharacterized. The coding region runs from base 798 to 2258 and encodes 486 amino acids. The record is from RefSeq and is a predicted model, not a curated record. NCBI's taxonomy places the organism in Eukaryota, Viridiplantae, Streptophyta, Magnoliopsida, Santalales, Ximeniaceae. The transcript has 6 exons.
AUUGAUAUUUUCCCCUGGGUUUGGAGGAUUUUGCUGGAAGAGACAACCUACCAGUUGUUGGCUACAGAGAGGAGCAGAUUGGGAUCUCAGCAACGCAACAGAAUCAUUUGUAGUAUCGAUGUUUUUGAUUCAACACUCUAUCGUCUCUCCCAUUUCUCAGAUUUUUAACCUUCAGACUUCCUCUCCUCCGGGUAUUUCCAAAAUCUAUUUGUUGUUCACAGUUUGCGUUUCGCCUUCUUUUUUCUGCUCUGCUAUUCCUGAACUGUAAUGUCUCUGAACCUUUGGCUGUUUCGUCAGAUCUUCUUCAUUGCCCUUGCUUUUUGUUCAAAACUGUGAUUUGGGUUUUCUUCGUUUAUCUAACCUGGGUUCUGGAAUUCAGUUUUCUGGAUGCUGGCUGUUUCUAUGUUACCUUUCUAUGAUUGUUUUUUCUAUGUAUUGAAGAUUGUGAUGCUUUCUUUUCUUUUGGGUUGAAAUCUCCAUAAUUUUGUUUGUGGGUGUUUGUAUUUUUUUGAGUUCUGAUUUUGCGAAAAUGAUGGUGCUAUAGCUAUACCCCCCCCCCCCCUUUUUUGUUUUUGUUUCAGAAAAUGAUGUUAUUGCAGCUGUAAUUUAGAUUCUGCGUGAGCAAUUCUAGCAGCAGAUGCUUCUGAACACUCGCUUUGUGCUGAUGAACUGAUGAUGAAGAACACUUACAUGCUUUCGUGAAACUGCCAACCAGGAGAAGGGCACUUAUUAUUGCAUCAACACGCAACAAGCUGCCUUUUACGUGUGCUUCCUAGUGGGACCUUAAAAGAAGUUUAAUGGGUUCCAGAUUCCCAUCUCAUCAGCUCAGCAAUGGCCUUUAUGUAUCAGGGAGGCCAGAACAGCAGAAGGAAAAGGCUCCCACCAUGAGCUCAACAGCUAUGCCUUACACUGGUGGUGAUAUCAAGAAGUCAGGAGAACUGGGGAAAAUGUUUGUCCUCCCUGCGGAAGGGUCUAAAUCAAGGAAAUCUGGACCUAUUACCGGUGCUCCUACAAGGACUGGAUCUUUCGGAGCUGCUGCUUCAUAUUCAGGACCUAUCAUGCCUAAUUCUGCAGCUCGAACUAACUAUUCCACAACGGGAUCUGUAUCUUCUGUGGGAAUUUCUGGAUCAGCUUCAAUGAAGAAGCAAACUUCUGGACCAUUGAACAGACACGGGGAUCCUGUAAAGAAAUCAUCUGGCCCUCAAUCUACUGGAGGGAUGGUUACUGCCCGCCAAAACUCUGGCCCUCUUCCACCAGUACUUCCUGCUACAGGUCUUAUUACAUCUGGGCCUAUUUCUUCAGGCCCAUUAAAUUCUUCUGGAGCCCCUCGGAAAGUAUCUGGUUCUUUAGAUUCUAUGGGAUCAGUCAAACUACAAAGUUCAUCUGUUGCUCACAACCAGGCGAUAACUAUUCUUACACAAGAUGACGAUUAUUCAUUCAAGAGGAACUUCCCAAAACCAAUAUUGUGGUCUAUGAUUCUACUCUUUGUGAUGGGAUUCAUUGCAGGUGGAUUUAUUCUUGGAGCUGUCCAUAAUGCCAUUCUUCUCAUUGUUGUUGUUGUUCUGUUUGGCACCAUAGCUGCACUAUUCACUUGGAAUACUUGCUGGGGCAGAACAGCUAUAAAGGGAUUCAUUGCUCGUUAUCCUGACGCUGAGCUUAGAACUGCAAAAAAUGGGCAAUAUGUGAAGGUCUCUGGGGUUGUUACCUGUGGACAUGUGCCUCUUGAGUCAUCCUACCAAAAAGUUCCGAGGUGUGUCUAUACCUCUACAAGUUUAUACGAAUAUAGAGGAUGGGAUUCUAAAGCUGCCAGUCCUACGCAUCGCCGUUUUACAUGGGGACUCAGAUCAUUGGAAAGUCGCGUGGUUGACUUCUACAUCUCUGAUUUCCAGUCUGGGUUGAGGGCAUUAGUUAAGGCUGGCUAUGGCGCAAGGGUAACUCCCUAUGCUGAUGACUCUGUUGUCAUUGAUAUCAACCAGGAAAACAAGGAGUUGUCUCCUGAAUUUGUUAAGUGGUUGGGGGAGAGAAACCUCUCGAGUGAUGAUCGUGUAAUGCGCUUGAAAGAAGGGUACAUCAAAGAAGGAAGCACAGUGAGUGUAAUGGGAGUUGUUCAGAGGAAUGACAAUGUGCUUAUGAUUGUUCCUCCAUCUGAAGCAUUCACAACGGGUUGCCAGUGGGCAAAAUGCAUCCUUCCGGCCAGCCUUGAGGGAAUCGUUUUGAGUUGCGAAGACACAUCGAAGAUUGAUGUCAUACCAGUGUAAAGCAAGAAGUACCUGAAAGUUCAAAGUUGGGUCGUUAACCCACUCAGAUCACCAACACAGACAAGAUAAGGGCAUCCUAACUCAGGGAGCAGUCAACCAAGACAAUCUCUCUCUGUUUUUUUUUAAUUGAUAACCCAGAGACUCCAGCCUCAAGCUGAUUCUUCAGACCUUCAUGAGUGACACCAACUCUGCAAGUUAGAGGAGACCCCACUCCUCUUCGUCAAGUAAAUCAGGGUUUAAUCCCGCAUAUAACUCAGCAGCGGCCAUCCAACCGGUCUUGUUUUAUCAUCCAAUGGUUUGGAAGUAGGGCCUAGAGAUCAACUUGGCAGUGGAAACUCGAUUCCUUGCAUUGCAGUACAUAGGCAUUCCAUAUAAAGCAAGCCUAGUAUAGAAGAACAUAUCAAGCAUCACAUUGCAUUUUUCACUGUUUGGUACUCUUUGAGGCUAGAAUUUGGUUCUCUUGCACCCUCCUUGGUUGCUCUUUCUUUUUUAACCUUUAUAUAGUGUAGUAAAACUUUCGUCUAAAAUUAUUGUUCCUUAUUAAAUCAUUGCAACUAA